AUGACGAAGGGUACGCAGGCGUUCGGAAAGAAGCACAACAAGACCCACACGUUGUGCCGACGCUGCGGACGGUCUUCCUACCACAUCCAGAAGCACACUUGUGCUUCGUGCGGAUUCCCCGCGGCAAGGAAGCGCACCUAUCAAUGGUCGACCAAGUCGAUCCGUAGAAGGACAACUGGCACUGGCCGCAUGCGUCACAUGAAGACUGUCCACCAAAAGUUCAAGAACGGCUUCCGCGCCGGAGGAGUCCUAAGCCCAAGUCUGGAGCCCAGAGUAAUAUCGCCGGAAAUGCCUAAUUGUUUUUUUGUUGAUUGU
Mesorhabditis spiculigera is the source of this 315-nucleotide messenger RNA. NCBI's taxonomy places the organism in Eukaryota, Metazoa, Nematoda, Chromadorea, Rhabditida, Rhabditidae. The record is from the annotation of a GenBank genome assembly.